UCAACGCGAGGAUUAAAUGCACGGAGCCGUCUCACUCAUCUGUCAGAGAUACGAGAUUGAAUUAUGUUCCUGGAUUAUGCUGUAUAUGUUUACAUCUAAGAACAGGUGUUGAGAGCUAUUUGCUACCUUCUAUUACCUAUUAAUUAACAAUUUAUAUCAAGCAACAUGUGUACGCCAGCGAAGAUUAGAAAAUUGGACGAAGUCGUGGUGAACAGAAUCGCAGCUGGAGAAAUAAUCCAAAGACCAGCAAAUGCGUUAAAGGAAUUAAUAGAGAAUAGUUUGGAUGCCAAAGCAACGAACAUACAAAUCACAGCGAAAGAAGGAGGCUUAAAGCUACUACAGAUACAAGAUAAUGGUACUGGUAUCCAAAAAGAAGAUAUGGAGAUCGUGUGCGAGAGAUUCACCACAAGUAAGUUGCAAAAAUUCGAAGAUCUCAGCGCUCUUACGACAUUUGGAUUUCGAGGAGAAGCUCUGGCCAGUAUUAGUCACAUAGCUCUUCUUGCUAUCACGACAAAAACAGCAGAUGAAAAAUGCGCCUAUAAAGCAUCGUAUAUUAACAGCAAGCUAAAAGCACCUCCGGUGCCUUGUGCUGGAAAUCAAGGUACUGUAAUAACAAUAGAAAAUCUAUUCUAUAAUGUGGCAACUCGUAGAAAGGCUUUGUCAAAUCCAUCGGAAGAAUUUACCAAAAUUACGGAAGUAGUUAUGAGAUAUGCUGUACAUAAUCCAGCAGUAGGAUUUACAUUAAAAAAGCAUGGCGAGCCGAGUUCACAAGUUCGAACACCACAUAAUUCCACCAAACAGAAUAAUAUAAGAAUAUUAUAUGGCAAUCCUGUUGCUCGCGAACUAUUAGAAGUUGAGCUUGACGACAAGGAUUAUAAAUUUAAGAUGCACGGUUUAGUGACAAAUCCGAAUUAUACGAAUAAGCGAAUGGUGAUGUUGCUAUUUAUCAACAAUCGAUUGGUCGAUUCUACUUCAAUCCGUAAGAUGUUAGAAGACGUGUACUCUGUAUAUCUCCCGAAGAAAGCUCAUCCAUGGUGUUACAUAUCUUUGGACAUUAAUCCACAGAAUAUUGAUGUUAAUGUACAUCCAACAAAACACGAAGUUCGAUUUCUUCACGAAGAUGCGAUAGUCGAAAGAAUAAAAUUCGCAUUAGAUGAAAGGCUGACUGGCAACAGCGCGUCUAGAACGUUUUACUUACAAGCCAGAUUACCGAAGGCAGACAUUACUAAAGAAGUCCUAGAAGAGGUGUUACCAGAGUAUAACAAAGGAAAUUCAGAUAAAUUAAAAAAGAUUCACGCUAAGGAGAUGAUUAGGACAGAUUCGUCUGAUCAAAAACUUGACAAAUUUAAUUUUACCAUACAUUUCGAGCAACGUAAGAGUGACAGUAAUACUCUAACGAAAGAAUUAACACAUAAUGAUCCUAAGCCUCUCAAUUCUGAAAGUCUGAGAGAAAGCGUACCUGAUGCUAUUACGGUAAAUCCACCUGCUGACAAUAAAUGUCAAGAGAAAGACUCGAAUUUAAAUAUCGCGGAACACAAUACUACAUUAUUACCUACCGAAAAAACUCCAACUGAUAAUAAUUUAACGCAUUUGGAUUGGAGCGAUAUAUUAGAUACCAAAACUUCGUUAGACUCGCAAAACACUUGCGAUCCAUGUGACUCUGCACAACAAGACAAAUUGAAAAAUGUCCAUCCAGAGAACUUAACGUUUGACAUCUCAGAAUUUCUACGAGAUUCAGAUGAAGAAGUAGAUGAUCCUGAAGAUAAGCCUGUAGAUGUUAUAGCUGAUAGGGCUCGUAAACAAGUGUAUCAGUAUUUCGGAAAUAGGGACAUUAUCGAGAAUGCAAAGAAAGAUUCGGAAAAGAAAAAAGAACAGACAUUGAAUACAGACGACAAUCAAAAAGGUGAAGGUUCAAUAUGUAACGUAAGUCAAUCUGAAAGACUACCCGCUGAGACAAAUACUUCUGCUGAUGAAUCUCCGAAGUCUACACAGCAAUUUAAAUCGUAUUCUGUGAAUAACUUUAGACACGAAGUAAAAUUAACUAGUAUCCUGAAAUUACGUAAAGAUGUUGAAGAUGAAUGUCAUGAAGGAUUACGAAACAUUUUAGCUAAUUUAACGUUUGUUGGCUGCAUCGAUCAAACUUCGGCUUUGAUACAGAGUGGAGUGAAUUUAUAUAUAUGCAAUACUAGAAAAUUAACGGAGGAGCUUUUUUAUGAAAUCAUGAUUUAUGAUUUUGCGAACUUUGGCAUCAUCAAAUUUUCAGAACGAAUAUCAUUGUUCGAUUUAGCAAUGAUUGCUUUAGAUUCGGGGGAAACUGGAUGGACAGAAGAGGAUGGACCAAAGGAAGAAUUGGCGGCGAGGGUGAAGGAGUUACUUUUAGAAAAAGCAGACAUGAUGAACGAAUAUUUUUCGAUUGUUUUGGAUAAAGUAGGAAAUUUGAGAUCGUUGCCCGUAUUAUUAGAUAAAUAUUUUCCAUACGAAGCGGAAAUUCCAUUGUAUAUAAUGCGACUAGCAACGGAAAUUGAGUGGAGAAAAGAACAAUUAUGCUUUCAAAAUAUUUGCCGGGAAACGGCAAAGUUUUACAGCUACCUCAGUCCGAAGCAUCAGACACAUGACUGGAAAUAUGUAACUGAACAUGUUUUGUAUCCGGCAAUUAAAGAAAGUUUACUUCCACCGAAACACUUCGCUCACGAUUCAACGAUAUUACAAAUAGCCAAUUUACCGGAUUUAUACAAAGUAUUUGAGAGAUGUUAAAUUAUGAAUACAUAAAAAUGUAUUAUACUUCUUUUUAUAUGAGGAUUGAUUCACAAACUCAAGUUUGA
Mycetomoellerius zeteki is the source of this 2822-nucleotide messenger RNA. RefSeq names its product DNA mismatch repair ATPase Mlh1 (gene Mlh1). Gene Ontology annotation, biological process: mismatch repair. Lineage: Eukaryota; Metazoa; Arthropoda; Insecta; Hymenoptera; Formicidae. Gene Ontology annotation, molecular function: ATP hydrolysis activity; mismatched DNA binding; ATP-dependent DNA damage sensor activity. The coding region runs from base 166 to 2754 and encodes 862 amino acids. Gene Ontology annotation, cellular component: MutLalpha complex. The transcript has 10 exons. The record is from RefSeq and is a predicted model, not a curated record.